This is a messenger RNA of Talaromyces rugulosus, 1662 nucleotides long. RefSeq lists its product as uncharacterized. The record is from RefSeq and is a predicted model, not a curated record. NCBI's taxonomy places the organism in Eukaryota, Fungi, Ascomycota, Eurotiomycetes, Eurotiales, Trichocomaceae. Gene Ontology annotation, biological process: amino acid transmembrane transport. The coding region runs from base 1 to 1662 and encodes 553 amino acids. The transcript has 2 exons. Gene Ontology annotation, molecular function: amino acid transmembrane transporter activity. Gene Ontology annotation, cellular component: membrane.
AUGGCAGAUGCAGAUAAAGUCGCUGCGUAUCCCUCUAACCAGGACGAAAAGACCAUGAUGAGCUCUGGACAAGACGUUGCGAGCUACAACAACAACGGUCUCAGCGACGUCGAGAAACAUGGCGCGACCCCCCAGUCUCUGCCUGUGCCGGCCCUCAAGCGCAAGCUCAAGAGCAGGCACUUGCAGAUGAUUGCAAUUGGUGGUACAAUUGGAACUGGUCUUUUCAUCGGUAGCGGCGGCGCAGUCGCAAAGGCAGGGCCGGCUGGCGCGCUCAUUGCCUACAUCUUCGUCGGUUCUAUUGUCUACUCGGUCAUGACCUCGCUCGGAGAAAUGUCUACGUAUAUCCCGAUUCCCGGGGCCUUUACUGCGUAUGCCUCGCGCUUCGUCGACCCUAGUCUGGGGUUCGCCAUGGGCUGGAUCUACUGGUUUUCCUGGGCCAUUACAUACGCGCUGGAGCUCACGGCGACUGGUCUGAUUAUCCAGUACUGGGACCACACCAUCUCGAUCGGUAUAUUCAUCGCCAUUUUCUGGGUCGUUAUCACGGCUCUCAAUCUGCUGCCUGUCGGCUUUUACGGAGAACUCGAGUUUUGGCUGUCGACGAUCAAGAUCAUUACUAUUGUCGGCUUCAUGAUCUUCGCCAUCUGCAUUGAUGCUGGCGCUGGCCAACAUGGCUAUCUUGGAUUUCACACCUGGGGCAACCCCGGUGCAUUUGCUCCGUACUUGCUCGAAUCCACCGGGGCCAAGGCCAAGUUUGUCGGCUUCUGGGCUGUGCUCGUCCAGGCUGGUUUCUCCUACCAGGGCACUGAGCUGGUGGGUGUCGCUGCCGGUGAGACGGAGAAUCCUCGCAAGACAGUGCCAUCUGCCAUCCGCAACACUUUUUACCGCAUCCUGCUGUUUUUCGUUUUGACCGUCUUCUUCAUCGGUCUGCUGGUGCCCUACACCAACUCCCGGCUGCUCUCCGACAGCACAAACGCCUCGGCUUCGCCCUUUGUCAUUGCUGCCGAUCUCGCCGGAGUCAAGGUGCUGCCCGCCAUCAUCAACGCCGUCUUGCUGACCGUUGUUCUUUCUGCCGCCAACUCCAAUGUGUACAGUGGAAGUCGUAUCCUGCUCGGUCUGGCUCAGGAAAGCCUUGCGCCGCGCUUUUUGAAGAUAACCUCCAGACACGGCGUGCCGUACUACGGUGUUGCCGUGACCUCGGCCGUCGGUCUGCUGGCUUUUAUGAACCUGUCGGACAACGGUGCCACCGUCUUCAACUGGUUCAUGAACAUCUCCAGUGUGGCCGGAUUUAUUAGCUGGUCGUCGCUGAACGGCUGCCAUAUCGCCUUUAUGCGCGCUCUCAAGGCCCGCAACGUCUCUCGCGAUGUGCUCCCCUACAAAGCCAUGUGGCAGCCGUACUUUGCCUGGUACGGACUGUUCUUCAACGUCCUGAUUAUCUUCACGCAAGGCUUCACCGCAUUCAUCCCGACUUUCAGCGUCUCAGACUUUUUCGUCGCCUACAUCAGUCUGAUCCUCUUCGCUGUGCUGUAUAUCGGCCACAAGAUCAUCUACCGCACCCCGUUUGUGCGCCCUAUCGACGCUGAUCUUGACACAGGACGCCUUGAGAUGGACGAUAUGAGCUGGGAGACCACGGACAGGCCUUGGUGGAAACAAGUGUUUGGCUGA